AUGAUGAGGCAUGGAAAGGUCUUUGCUGUGCGGCAUGAGUGCAGCAUGUCAAACGGCGGCUUGACGUUCCGUUUGAAAGGAGAAAGAAGUUUGUUUGAUGGAUCUGUAGCACUCUGUUUCUUGUACUCCCUGAGCCACCGACCCCUCCCUCCACCCAUUUUCGCGUCUAUUUCGCUCCACCCACCACCAUCGAUUUGGUUAGAUACCCAACCGAUCCCCUCAUCGACUGCCGACCCUCGUUUGCACCACUCCAGCUCCCCGUUUCCUACUUACAUCAUAAUGUCGCCUGCAGGAUCUUCGCACACAUCCCCGCGCAGCUCCCAGCGAGAGAACAGGCCUCUCGAGAGACGCGAAGAGGUGGAGGAUGACAAGCAGUCCACCCUCAGCCAAGCGUCUGGUACCCCCCGCACAGAGCAGACCCACGCACUUCGGCUCGUUGCGGGCAGCCGGGUCCGUCACGCUCGCUGCGCGCCAGAGUUCCUCGAGGAAAUCGCGGUCAGGGACACACAUAUUUACCUCAAGAAGGCAGCGUCGAAGAAGUUCAAGGUCCUCACCAACUCUGAAGCCAGGACAUUCUAUACCACAUACAUUAAUAAUUAUUCUAAAACGGAAGCAAACUCCGUACGAAACGAUAACGACAAUGUCACAAAUACAAUGCCCUCUCCAAUCGUAUUUGCAGUUACAGUAUACGAAGGGGAGUUCAAAUGUGUGGACUAUUAUAUGACCUGGCGCGGGCAGCGGAAAGCGCGUCAGGGGAAAGAGUAUGAACGACAGGUUGAAAUCCUUGACUCUGGGUUUCGAAGACUGGCAAGGGCGCUGGAUGACGACUACAAGCGAAUUUCCUCUUUAAGAAAACAUGACAAUCUUUCCCCCCUCCAUCCAAAGUUCGACAUGAAGUCCCGCUCUACUGCGCCACCCAGCAGAUCGCGUCCUUCCGGAGUCGCUCUUUCGGCCGCAGAAGAAGAGCCGCAGAAAGUGAACGAGCUCACCCCUUCCCUACCCGAGCCUCCUGUAUCUGCUACGGAUAGUGUAAUGUCCCUUCCCCUUCUGAACAUGGUCCGGGGUGUACCAUUUAGUCAUCGAGUCCCUUUACGGGUCACGAACCCAGAUAGGUUGUCUGUAAUUUCUGAUAUCGAUGUCACUAAAAUUGAACCUGAGAAGCUGGCGAAAGCGAUGGCAGUCACAUUUGAACAAGCUUCAAAUGCCGUUCCGGCUGUCCGUAGGGUACCCGAUCAAAAUACCAAUGAACGGCUCAAGAGGUCCUCAGCCAGCGUUCGGUCAUCUGAUACACAAUCGAGCAAAUCUUCGCGUUCAAGCCGUUCCAGUUCUCGCUCAAAGAACCGGUCAGGCCGCCAUAGUUCGCUUGGGGGUCGGCGCGACUCCUCAAGACAACCAGAAGGCGGUUCGUCGCGGGACGAGGAACUACCAGAGUUUCUCAUCGUUUUCUUGGGGGACAAACUUGACCGAGAUACGACAUCAUGGCAUGGACUUGAGAGACAGACCUCCGUUCGAAGCCUCCCUCCUGACCGCCAUUCGCCGUGGAUGGGUCCUUUGGCAAGGGCCGAUAGCAUCGGUUACAGGCAUUCGCCAACGGACACUCCUCAAGACUCUGACGAUUCCGAAAACGACAGACCAGAUGCUCCUCCUGUCAUCCCCAUGAAGCCUAUGAUGGAGGCAAUGGGGCUCAUUCAGACUCAAUACUAUCGGUCGCCUCCUGUCGUACCUGGUGGCAAGUAUAUCAGCAUCGGAAGUAUAGGGUCCCCUCAAUCCAAUCAGAGCCCUUACCUCUACUCCAGUCCUCGUAUGGAUGCGUCCUCGCCAUACGUAGCACCGUGGAUGGGCCAGAUGCCGCUACCUCCAAGUGCACCGUCCUCUCGACCCCCGUCGCGGGCCUACUCCGCGGCCUCAUUCGCAAGUCCUUACACGCAGUCCCACGCCGGUCCCUACUGA
Messenger RNA from Cyclocybe aegerita, 1950 nucleotides. Lineage: Eukaryota; Fungi; Basidiomycota; Agaricomycetes; Agaricales; Hemipholiotaceae. The record is from the annotation of a GenBank genome assembly.